Messenger RNA from Lodderomyces orthopsilosis Co 90-125, 1699 nucleotides. RefSeq names its product Csa1p (gene CSA1). The annotation marks the transcript as partial. Lineage: Eukaryota; Fungi; Ascomycota; Pichiomycetes; Serinales; Debaryomycetaceae. The transcript has a single exon. The record is from RefSeq and is a predicted model, not a curated record.
AUCAGCCGCCACUGCUGCGCCAAUCACCUCGUCGAAUGAGUCCACUUCUCAACCAUCAAAUACGGAUUCAUCAUCCUCAUCAAAUGAAGUCACGGAGUCAACGGCUGACUCCUCCACAACUGAUUCAACUCUUGAAUCGAGUGUUGAAUCUACAGCCGAACCAUCUACUGAAGCUUCUGCUGAACCAUCUACUGAAUCAUCUGCUGAACCAUCUGCAGAGUCGUCUGCCGAAGUAUCAUCCGAACCAUCUAUUGAGUCAUCCACAGUAAGUGAACCUACACUGGAAUCAUCUAUUGAAACUUCUUUACCAACUGAAUCAGUUACCCCAGGUGAGCCAUUCGUUAUAUCUGUGUUAUUCAAUGGUGAGGUGACCACCUUUGAAUCAAAUAGUACCCAUAUCAAAUUGUUUGAUGGUUCUGAAGUACAGUUUACAAUUGUUGAUGGUUUACUUCAAGUCGGUGAUUCUGGUUUUGUACACGUUGGUGCUGUUGGAGAAUUGAUUGUUGGAGAUAUUGACAGCGCCACAGGCGGAUGGGGACUUGAAAACAACAGAGUUACAUUAACUCCGUUGUCUUCUGCCAGGUUGGCGAAACGUGAAAAUGAAGUUCAAUUCUACGCUUGUCCUGCGGAGGUUGGUUAUGAUGUACGUGUAGCUGAUGGUGAAGGAUGUACUGCAAUUGAUGCAGUUGCUGGACCAUUGAGUUCACCAGAAAGCUCAACUACUGGUGAGCCAAGUGCCACUUCAUCGGCUUUCGAAAGUGGUGAAGCUACCAGCUCAUCAGAUGUUACUGAAACAGGUGCAUCUCAAGAAUCUUACCCUCUCAGUUCAACUGUUACUUCUGAGGUCGCAACAACUGACGAAGAAGGAAAUGCUUCUACAUUAACCACAACCAUAAUUGUUACUAAAGUAAGUGAAUAUUGCGCUCAAGAAUCUGCCAGCUCCGUCCAAAGUGAAGCCCACUCAUCUCAAACAAGUGCUGCUGCUGUUCAAUCUACAUGCAUCGAAAAACAGCAAAGUGUUGUAACUGUUAUUGUAUCAUGUGAAUCGGCUAUUUCAUCUUUGAACUCAGUCAAAUUGAGUGCCCAACAAGUCACCAAGACGGAAAUUGUUUACAGUUGUGAAAGUGAAAUCAGUUCCCUUAGUUCGGUUGAGCAUGAAGCACAAAAGACAUUGGAAGCAAUUGUAUCUGAGUAUGAAUCAGCUGUAUCUGUCCAAAAAUCUGCUGCUGAACAACAAAAGUCUGCAGCACAAGUUCAAUUGAGUGAAGCUGAGUUACAACACUCGUCUGAAGCAGUAGCACAUGCACAAUCUGCCGCUGCAGAGGCGUACACUGCCGCUGUUGAAGCAUCGCAAGCCGUAUCUGUGGCAUCUAUUGCUAAAGAAACUGUUGCUGCUGUUGCCAAAACUGCACCUGGUGUUGAAGAGACUGGAGAAGCUACUCAACAAGGCGAAGCUGGUGAACAAGGUGGAGCUGCUCAAGAAGGGGAAGCUACCCAAACGGUCGUUGUAUCCUCGAGUGCUUCGACUGAUCAUCAAAAUGGGGAUGAAGCUACGAAAGCAGGUGCUUUGAAUUCAUCAGAAUCAGAAGGUAGUAACGGAACUCAAUCUGUUGCAGCUGCUAAUGCAGGAGUCAAGUCCUAUGGCUUAUCGAUGCGCUUUAUGAGUACUAUUGUUGCCUUCGCUGCCCUUUUGAUGUAA